Molecule: messenger RNA, 1535 nt
Organism: Olea europaea var. sylvestris
Lineage: Eukaryota; Viridiplantae; Streptophyta; Magnoliopsida; Lamiales; Oleaceae
Product: glyceraldehyde-3-phosphate dehydrogenase, cytosolic-like
Exons: 11
Coding region: 254-1270 (338 amino acids)
Biological process (GO): glucose metabolic process
Molecular function (GO): oxidoreductase activity, acting on the aldehyde or oxo group of donors, NAD or NADP as acceptor; NADP binding; NAD binding
Source: RefSeq, a predicted model, not a curated record
UUCUCCAGAAGGACAAAAUCAGCGGACUCAUCCAGAAUUCUUGAAGAAAACAACUGCAACAUUACUGUCUAAAAUUCUUUUUUCUUUUUCCCCAAGAAAAGAGAAAAAAAAAAAGUAUAAAAAAGCGAUUAUUCGGCCUGAACAUGUCAAUAAACCCCUUUAAAAUCACCCUAUAACAAUCCCCGCAAUCAACUUUUUUCACACCGGCUUUCUAUCAAGUUUCGACUCUGCUUUCACUCUCUUUCUAAUACAAAUGGGCAAGAUCAAGAUUGGAAUCAAUGGAUUUGGAAGGAUUGGUCGUUUGGUCGCUAGAGUUGCUCUGCAGAGGGAUGAUGUAGAACUUGUUGCUGUUAAUGAUCCAUUCAUCACCACUGAUUAUAUGAAAUACAUGUUUAAGUAUGAUAGUGUGCACGGCCACUGGAAGCACAAUGAGGUGAAGGUCAAGGAUGAAAAGACCCUUCUUUUUGGUGAUAAUCCAGUCAGAGUUUUUGGGGUCAGGAACCCUGAGGAGAUUCCAUGGGCUGAAACUGGUGCCGAGUUUGUCGUGGAGUCAACCGGAGUUUUCACUGACAAGGAUAAGGCUGCUGCCCACUUGAAGGGAGGUGCUAAGAAAGUUGUCAUUUCGGCUCCAAGCAAAGACGCCCCCAUGUUUGUCGUUGGUGUUAAUGAGAAGGAAUACAAGCCUGAUCUAGACAUUGUAUCCAAUGCUAGUUGCACCACUAAUUGCCUGGCUCCACUGGCCAAGGUCAUAAAUGAUAGGUUUGGUAUAGUCGAGGGUCUCAUGACCACCGUUCACUCCAUUACUGCUACUCAAAAGACCGUUGAUGGUCCAUCAAGCAAGGACUGGAGAGGUGGAAGAGCUGCGUCUUUCAACAUCAUUCCCAGCAGCACUGGAGCUGCCAAGGCUGUUGGUAAAGUGCUUCCACCCCUAAACGGGAAGUUGACAGGGAUGUCCUUCCGAGUUCCUACAGUUGAUGUUUCUGUGGUAGACCUCACUGUCAGGCUAGAGAAAGAGGCCACUUACGAGGAGAUCAAGGCUGCCAUCAAGGAGGAAUCGGAGACAAAGCUCAAGGGUAUCUUAGGUUACACUGAAGAUGAUGUUGUUUCCACUGACUUUGUUGGUGAUAGCAGGUCAAGCAUUUUCGAUGCCAAGGCAGGGAUCGCUCUUAGCAAAAAAUUUGUGAAGCUCGUCUCGUGGUAUGACAAUGAAUGGGGUUACAGUUCUCGUGUGAUUGAUUUGAUCGUUCACAUGGCUUCGGUUCAAGCUUGAGGCUUCCACUGUUGCAACAAGAUCCCUUCCAUUUUCGUUUAGCAUUUUAUGGUUUUUGGGUUCCUCCCUCGAGUACCUGUUUCGUUCAGUUCUAGAAUAAGUGGAAUUACUACAGCUACUUUUCUAAUUUGCUAAUUUUAUAUUUGUAUCAUUGUUAACAAGUUUUUCCUUGUGGGUUUUAUAUGAAAAACUAAGAUAAACUUUGUGUGAACACAAUCUAUAUUCCAUGAAAAUGUGAUGAACAUUGCAACAUAAUUGUUCAGUA